AAAGCCAAAAGAAGAGCUAAUUCAAUGGAGAGACAGACUUGUAUAUCAAGUCUCCUGCUUUAAUCUGUUUUGCUUGGGCUUCAAGGCAGCACAGCGAGGGAUCUGCGUAAAACUUUCAACUGCAGAGAUGAUGUAGAAGCUUAAAUCCUGUCGGCUUCCAGGGGUGAGGUGCCCAAGGGAGGCCAGAGAGAUCGGGAACAGGCACGGAGUUUUACGCAGCACGGGUAAAUGUUACCAGCCCUGCGUGUUUUCUGUGCCCACCACGUGCAGUGCAAUUUCCGCGCCCCAAAGCCAUCACAGCAGUUUGCAAGUGAAAUCUCGGCUGGCCCAUGUCUCUUUGUGAAAUGCCUUGCCAAAUAGCACAGAGAUGGGAGCUCAUUUGGAUAAAUAAGUAAAGAAAAAAACCCAGCAGCCUCCCAUAUGGCCAAGUUUGGAAGACCCAAAAUGAGAAGCAGGGGUGCUCAUUAAUCAGAGCCAUGGUGGUCCUCGCCACAGCCUCGGGCAUCACCAGCGUGGCCGGGAGUGGGGACUGAAGCAGCAGAGGGUGGACGAAGGAAAAGGACGUGUGAUGCAGUUUGCCUUGUGCAGGAUUUCAUGAGCCCGCAGAGUGCGGCCACGGGAGCGAAGACUUUGCCCUGCCCUGAUCUGUGUGAAUGGCAACAACCCCCACGCAGGGCCAAGGCUGCAUCUGAUGGGGCUGGGACAUCCCUCAGAGAGCCUCCAAAGCGGUGCUGGGGCAGAGAUGAGCUCAGCGCCUGCCCGGGGAGGGGACCGCACGCAUGCUAGCAGGCCCGCGCCCCCCCCGACCCGAGCCAUGCUGUAAGGAGGGGGCAGCCCGGCCGGCCAGCAGCAGGAGCGAUGGCCCAGUCGCGGGCCAACGGCUCGCACUACGCCCUGACGGCGAUAGGGCUGGGGAUGCUCGUCCUCGGCAUCAUCAUGGCCGUCUGGAACCUCGUCCCCGGCUUCGGCCCCGCCGACAAACCCGCCACCCACGCCGGGAACAGCAGCAAGCCCGACCACAGCACCGGAGGCAUUUUGAAGAGCAAGACCUUCUCGGUGGCCUACGUGCUGGUGGGGGCAGGCGUGCUGCUGCUGCUGCUCUCCAUCUGCCUGAAUAUCCGGGACAAGAAGAGGCAAAGCGAAGAUAUUGCUCGCGUGCAGCACCAAGUAUCUGCAGAGCCCUCGCACCAGGAGGACAGUCAAGAAGAGGACGAAGAUGUGUCUUCCCAGUACUACGUCCCCAGCUAUGAGGAGGUGAUGAACGUGGGCUAUUCUGAGCCCAGAGACUUGGACAGGAGCAACAGGGUCAGCAUCUCCCUGCCCUCCUAUGAAUCGCUGACGGGGCUCGACGAAAGCGCCCAGCCGCCGGCAGCCGCCGGCGCAGAGCCCGGCGUGGAGCGGCAGCCCAGCCGGCACAGCUCGCGCCUGAGCAAGCGCCUGAAGCCGCUGAAGGUCCGGAGGAUCAAGUCGGAGAAGCUGCACCUGAAGGACAUCAGGCUAAACCUCCCGCAGGGGAACAGCACCACCCCUAUCACCAUAGAGCCGCUGACCCCUCCGCCCAAGUACGAGGACAUCCAGGAGAAAGUGCCAGAGAGCCAGCAAAUGCCUUAAAAAAGAGGAAUCUGUGAUGCUGCUGGGGUUUUUUUUUGUUUUUCAAAACAGCCACACUAAGAGGGGCUCGGUCUGCGGGUGCAGAAGCAGUCAGGGCUUCCUGGGAACUGUGAUGUGGAGGACACGAUGGGUGCAUGGUGCUGCAGCAUGGGGAGGGGACGAGCUUUCCCUGGGAUGGGGUUUUACAAAAGACCGAGGGGAAAGAAACCUGAUUGCCGAUAGGUCUGCUGCUCUGAAGUAAAUGGAGGCUGGAAGUACCGAAAAUGUAAUUUGUGGUGUUUUACAUAAGGACCACCCAAUGUACCUCCUCAUCUCCUCUCCCCUUGCCCCCAGCAAGACUUUUCCAAGCCAACAAACUGAUAUUGAACAAGGAUUUUUCCAUGUGGAAAAGGGAACCGUUCCUGGUUUGGGUUUUAGUUUUUUGUUUUGGGUUUUGGUGGUUUUUUUUUCCUUUUCUUUCCGAGUAUGGGAAACCAGGUUGCCAGGGUAGCACUGCAGCUUUCCUUUGCUUCCUUCUGGGCUUGGGAUGGUAGCCCAGGGUGGCCCAGAACCCAGCUCCCACCAUGGUCUGUGCUUGCUGGUGGGGAGCGGGAUGAAACAGGCCCUGUGCUCCUUGGGGAGAGGAUGGAUUCCUUGCCUUGGUGGCUUCCUCUGGUGUGUUUUGCGCUCUGAUGCGAGGGGGCGGUCUGUUUGGGGCAAGCGGAUAAAUCCAGGGGGUUGGGAGCUGAGCGCACCGCCGCCAAGAGGCGUGCAGGGUGAGAUGACUGCCGAGCAUGCUGUGCGAGCAGACCUGUUCUAAAUAAAUGUUUUGUACAUUG
This is a messenger RNA of Phalacrocorax carbo (great cormorant), 2429 nucleotides long. The record is from RefSeq and is a predicted model, not a curated record. Lineage: Eukaryota; Metazoa; Chordata; Aves; Suliformes; Phalacrocoracidae.